Messenger RNA from Prosopis cineraria, 1827 nucleotides. RefSeq lists its product as uncharacterized. The record is from RefSeq and is a predicted model, not a curated record. Lineage: Eukaryota; Viridiplantae; Streptophyta; Magnoliopsida; Fabales; Fabaceae. Gene Ontology annotation, molecular function: protein binding. The transcript has 13 exons. The coding region runs from base 153 to 1532 and encodes 459 amino acids.
CAGAAACGUCACUGUACUAGAGGACUUUGCGUUGCCCGCACGGACUCGAAGUCCAUUCUCCAAACCUACAAAACCCGGAGGCCGCUGCAAAGCCAAACACAGAGACUUCAAUAACGAGCGCUUCGCGAAGAGAUUUCUUGGCUUUGACCCCAAUGGCCUCCGAUGCUUCUGACGCUCUUGCAGUGAGGCAGAAAGUUCAACAAUUUCUUAACGCAGCUCGUGCUGGAAAUAUUGAUCUCUUGAAAAAUUUGGCGGGGCAGCUUGAUGAUGGCAAGGAUUUAGCUAAAACUGUGGCAGCAAUCAAGGAUGCCAAUAAACGAGGAGCAUUGCAUUUUGCGGCUCGCGAAGGGAAGACUGAGGUUUGUAAAUACCUGUUGGAGGAAUUGAAGCUCAACGUGGAUGAGAGAGAUGACGAUGGCGAGACUGCUCUUAUACAUGCUGCUCGUCAAGGGCACACUGCUACAGCUAAAUAUCUUAUUGACCAUGGUGCCAAUCCUGCUAUUGCUAGCAACUUAGGAGCCACGGCCUUGCAUCAUUCUGCAGGAAUAGGAGAUAUUGAGUUACUCAAGUAUUUGCUUUCCAGAGGUAUUGGUGCUGAUUUAGAAAGUGAUGCGGGAACACCAUUGAUUUGGGCUGCGGGUCAUGACCAGAAAGAUGCUGUCAGUAUUCUGUUAGAACACCAUGCAAACCCUAAUGCUGAGACUGAUGAUGGUGUUACUCCACUCCUUUCAUCUGUGGCAGCCGGUUCUCUGACAUGUAUAGAGCUGUUAGUUCAGGCAGGUUCUAAUGUAAAUGUUAGCGCUGGUGGAGCAACUCCUUUGCACAUUGCUGCUGACAGUGGAAAUCCAGAACUUAUAAAUUGCCUAUUGAAAGCUGGAGCUGAUCCUAAUGUCGCUGAUGAGGAUGGUAUGAAGCCGAUCCAGGUUGCAGCUCUAAGGGGAAAUCGCAAAGCUGUUGAGAUAUUGUUUCCCUUGACAUCAAACGUUGAAACUGUUCCCACUUGGAGUAUUGAUGGCAUUCUAGAGUCUGUGCAAUCAGAAUAUAAAAAUCAACAGGAAACAAGACGUGCUUCGGAAACUAGUUGCCACAAGGAUACUGCUUUGCCAGAGCAAAAUCUCCCUGAGGUGACACCUGAAGCCAAGAAUAAAGCUGCAGAAGCAAAAUCAAGAGGGGACGAGGCCUUUAGAAGGAAAGAAUAUUAUAUGGCUGUAGAUGCCUAUACACAAGCAAUUGAUCUAGACCCCACUGAUGCUACUCUUCUAUCCAAUAGAAGUCUUUGUUGGAUCAGGUUGGGUCAAGCGGAGCGUGCUUUAGCUGAUGCAAAGGCCUGCAGAGCAUUAAAACCAGACUGGCCAAAAGCUUGUUAUAGGGAAGGGGCAGCUUUACGCUUGUUGCAGAAGUUUGAUGAAGCAGCAAAUGCAUUUUAUGCGGGAGUGAAGCUUGAUCCUGAAAAUAGGGAGCUUGUAAAUGCAUUCAGGGAAGCUGUUGAAGCUGGGAGGAAAUUUCAUGGGACGGCUAAGGAUGAUAAGUAGUCAAGUAGCAGAGGGCAGAUCCUGUUGAAAUGUUGCAGAUGUGGCAAUCCUAUUUUUUGUAACGUAUUUAUUUUUUUUUUAAAUUUUGUAGUAUGAGCCAGGACCUGUCUUUUAUAAUACUGGUAAUUAGUAAUUAGAAAAAUUUUACGUAGUUGGCGUGUUUAUGGGAUUGAUUAUGGGACUGCCCUGAGAUAUCUCGAAUCGAAUUGCUGCGGGGUUGAUUAUUGCAAUAUUGGGAGUCCCAAAAAGGAGAGGAAAUCAAAGUGAAAAUGAUAACAUUGUCAUUCUAUUCUAA